AUGGCCGCCGAGAAUUACUGGAGGUACGCCGACGCGCGGCAGCAGCAGCAGGCGAUGGUGGCCGCUGCGGCAGCCGCGGCGGGGAUGGCCCCCGCGGCGACCGUCGCCGCGGCCCAGACAGCCGGGAGCGCGGCUGCUGCCAUGAAUCAGCAGGCCGCCGCCGCCGCCAUGGCACAGCAGGCUGCUGCCGCCGCGCCGCCGCUCAAGCGCGCGCGCCCCGACUUCGGAGAUGUGUCUGGUGGACAAGACAUGACAGGAUAUUAUCCACGUGAAACUGACAGGGCAGGAUACCAUUCCCUUAGAGAUAAUGACGCAAUCGGAGCAUCUUAUGACCGUUACUUGCGCAAUGGGAUGGCCUCUGUCGGUGCCAAUGACACUGCUAGGGCUGCAGGGAUGGGUGCUGGAAUGGGUGCUGGAAUGGGUGCAGGGAUGGGUGCUGGAAUGGGUGCAGCGAUGGGUGCUGGGAUGGCUGGCUAUGGUGUUGAUGAUCGGCGUAUGAUGGGUGUUGGGAUGGGAUAUGGUGGCAGACCUGAGCCUCCUCUUCCGCCGGAUGCAUCACCCACUCUGUAUAUUGAGGGCUUACCUGCAAACUGCACACGACGGGAGGUUUCACAUAUAUUUCGCCCAUUUGUUGGUUUUCGUGAAGUGCGUCUUGUCAACAAGGAGUCCAGACAUCCUGGUGGAGAUCCACAUGUGUUGUGUUUCGUCGAUUUUGAUAACCCUGCUCAGGCUACAAUUGCUUUUGAAGCAUUGCAAGGUUAUAAGUUUGACGAACACGAUCGUGACUCAGCCCAUUUGCGGCUGCAAUUCUCACGCUUUCCUGGUCCAAGGUCAGCUGGCGGGCCUCGCGGUAGGCGUUAA
Messenger RNA from Miscanthus lutarioriparius, 861 nucleotides. NCBI's taxonomy places the organism in Eukaryota, Viridiplantae, Streptophyta, Magnoliopsida, Poales, Poaceae. The record is from the annotation of a GenBank genome assembly.